Molecule: messenger RNA, 1661 nt
Organism: Larimichthys crocea (large yellow croaker)
Lineage: Eukaryota; Metazoa; Chordata; Actinopteri; Sciaenidae
Product: ribonucleoside-diphosphate reductase subunit M2
Exons: 11
Coding region: 152-1303 (383 amino acids)
Biological process (GO): deoxyribonucleotide biosynthetic process
Cellular component (GO): cytosol
Molecular function (GO): ribonucleoside-diphosphate reductase activity, thioredoxin disulfide as acceptor
Source: RefSeq, a predicted model, not a curated record
UGAGCAGGUUUCAUUGCUGAUGUACCGGGCCGUGUUCCGGUGACGUCAGCGUCUAACAUGUCGGAUUAAAAACGUCCUGUCUGCUCCUCACCUGUCCAUGUAAAACACCUGCACGUGCAGCGUCACGGCGACACGAGUCGAAGAAGUCAAAAUGCUUUCUCCUCGCGCCCCUCUGUCCGUGCAGACCGGAAACACCGUCAGCAGUGAGAUGAGCAACAUGUCGCUGGACAAAGAGAACACGCCUCCGAGCCUGAACUCGACCCGCAUCUUGGCGUCUAAAACCGCGCGAAAAAUCUUGGCGGAUCCUGCGCCCAAAGCUGUGAAGAAGAGCGAGGAGGAGGAGCCUCUCCUGAAGGAAAACCCUCGCCGCUUCGUCAUCUUUCCCAUCCAGUACCACGACAUCUGGCAGAUGUACAAGAAGGCCGAGGCGUCCUUCUGGACCGCAGAGGAGGUGGACCUGUCCAAGGACCUGCAGCACUGGGAGUCUCUGAAGGACGAGGAGCGGUACUUCAUCUCUCACGUGUUGGCGUUCUUCGCCGCCAGUGACGGCAUCGUCAACGAGAACCUGGUGGAGCGCUUCACACAGGAAGUUCAGGUGACGGAGGCGCGCUGUUUCUACGGUUUCCAGAUCGCCAUGGAGAACAUCCACUCAGAGAUGUACAGCCUGCUGAUCAACACCUACAUCAGGGAGCCCAAAGAGAGAGAAUACCUGUUCAACGCCAUCGAGACUCUGCCGUGCGUGAAGAAGAAGGCCGACUGGGCGAUCAACUGGAUCGGCAACAAGAGCGCCAACUACGGAGAGCGCGUGGUGGCCUUCGCCGCCGUGGAGGGAAUCUUCUUCUCUGGUUCCUUCGCUGCCAUCUUCUGGCUGAAGAAGAGAGGCCUGAUGCCCGGCCUGACCUUCUCCAACGAGCUCAUCAGCAGAGACGAGGGUCUGCACUGCGACUUCGCCUGUCUGAUGUUCAAACAUCUCGUCAACAAGCCGUCGACAGAAACCGUCACCAACAUCAUCAAGAACGCCGUGAAGAUCGAGCAGGAGUUCCUGACGGAGGCUCUGCCGGUGAAGCUGAUCGGGAUGAACUGUGAGCUGAUGAAGCAGUACAUCGAGUUUGUAGCUGACCGGCUGAUGCUGGAGCUCGGCUUCUCCAAGAUCUACCGGGUGGAGAACCCGUUCGACUUCAUGGAGAACAUUUCUCUGGAGGGAAAGACCAACUUCUUCGAGAAGCGGGUCGGAGAGUACCAGAGGAUGGGCGUCAUGUCCGGACCCACGGACAACACCUUCAGGCUGGACGCAGACUUCUGAGGGCCGAGCUGGACCGAGCCGGGCCGAGCUGGACCGAGCUGGACCGAGCCGGGCCGAGCCGUUCGCAGUGUGGCGGACUGCAGGAGGACACUACAGGAAGUGGUUUCACCUGACGGUGGACAUGGUUAUUUAUCUGACGGGUGGUUGGAUAAUCAAUGAGCUCUUCAGCCAAUCAGACGGCGGCAGGGGGCACUGCAGCCCGAGGAUCCGCCCACAAACUGCUGAGUCAUCAAACAGAACUCUGUUUGGAUCAGAACCUGCUUUUAUUCUGGACUUUUAUGAAUCUGCUACAUUAGUACGUUUUAUAACAGCACGUGUUUUUAUUGUUUUAGUUUCUUCUAAUAAAUUUAAAACUGAA